AUGAAUCCCAUUGCUAUGGCCAGAGCGCGAGGUCCUGCCCAGAAUUCGGGACCAACAAUACAAGACUACUUGAACAGGCCAAGACCAACAUGGGAAGAAGUGAAAGAGCAACUAGAAAAGAAAAAGAAAGGAUCCAGGGCUUUGGCUGAAUUUGAAGAAAAGAUGAAUGAGAAUUGGAGGAAAGAACUGGAAAAACACAGGGAGAAGUUACUGGGUGGAAAUGAGAGUUCCUCCAAAAAGAAAGAGAAAAAGGAGAAGGAAAAGAAGAAAUCUAGUAGGUUGUCUUCAUCUUCCUCUUCUUCAUCAAGCUCUGAUUCUUCCAGCAGUUCAUCUGAUUCAGAAGACGAGGAUAAAAAACAAGGGAAGAAAAGGAAGAAAAAGAAGUAUCGCUCCUCACGGAAAUCUUCAGCAAGCUCAACUUCUGAUUCUGAGUCAGACAGCAAGGACACCACGAGAAAGAAAAGGUCAAAGGAAGAUUAUGAAAAAGAGAAGGAAGGCAAAAAUCACCACAGGAAACGGAAAAAAGCUGAUCGUGGUGAUGGACCUUUAUCAUCUGAAUCCGUAUCAGAAUCAGAUCAGACGGAGGAGGUGCAAGCAAAAAAGAAGAAAAAUAAUGAGGAAAAAGAGAAAACAGCAAGUAUCCCUCUUACUCAUGCUGUAGAUUUAGGAUAUAAAUACUCCGUACUUGAACUACCGGCACCUGUAUGGUACCGGGCAGGCGAGCAGUUUGCUGGGCAGGCGGCAGCGCUCUCCCUCAGCAGUGCUGUGUAUAGUCCUUCUUCGGCAAGUCCCCUCCGCCAGACCACGGAGGGGACAGCAUCUGCACUAGCACCUGCCCGUAGCCAGAUAAAAAGCCGGGAGCAACCUGUUACUUUUGUUGAUGUGGAAGAUUUGUGUCUGUUGGUAGAGAAGUGA
Molecule: messenger RNA, 915 nt
Organism: Apaloderma vittatum (bar-tailed trogon)
Lineage: Eukaryota; Metazoa; Chordata; Aves; Trogoniformes; Trogonidae
Product: protein FAM133-like
Exons: 10
Coding region: 1-915 (304 amino acids)
Source: RefSeq, a predicted model, not a curated record